AUCAACACCUUGCACCAGAAGGCGAAAUGCAUCCAUCCGCGACCCAAAUCCAUCUCAACUGACCCCAGCGACCCAAUCCCCCAAUUUUCUACCCCAGAAGCCUCUUCGAUCGCCCGUCACUCGCCAGCGCGAAUCGCCCUCCCCUCCCGCCGUCAACCAUGGCGACUAUCCGCCCGGACACCAUCUCGGUGAACACCUCCACACCUAUACUAUCUAAUAAGACUCUCCCCACGCCAGUCCCGAUCCUAAAGCCAGCGGAGAAGCGGACGGUGACAGCCCCGAGGAUAGAUGUUGAGCCGCUUUACGCAACGCUGAAGGGCACGAUGGGGGAUGCAGAGUGGGGGGUUUACAAAGCGGCUAUUUCGCAAUUUCUGUUAGGAAAUCUAAACCAAGAAGAACUCUCUCGCCGCCUUUCAACUAUCCUGUCCACACCCGCGCUUGAAAACAUGCAUAACCAAUUCGUGCUGGGGAUUUAUAAUAAUAUAUUCCGUGAUGCGCCUGAACCCGGUGUUGCAAGCUGGGUUUCUGCGAAUGACAAGCCGACGACGACUGCAAAGCCGAAUACUGGUGAUGAGGCUGAGAAGCGAUUGAAGUAUGAGGUUAUGCAGCUGAGUCGACGGGAAAGGAAGAGGUUGAAGACGGUGCAGGAGGCCCCCUUUGAUCCCUUCACGAAUCUCAUGACUGAAUACCAUGACGCGCGACGUAUCAAACAGCCAGACACAGGUCCCGCAAGCGCAGGCGGCUACCAAAAGACAAACUGGGAGCUCGAAAUCCGCAAACACUACACACAACCCCUCUUCACCGAAACCCACGAAUUCCCGGAUUCGGACUCCAUCGCCGCCCGCAUGCUGCCCAUCUGCUAUGAAUACGGCCUGCCCUCAGGCCACACUCCUGACUGCCCCACGUAUAUGAACAUCGCAACUGAAACCUACAUCAAAGAAGCGCUAUCCAACCUCUUCGCACGUGUAUCCGGCAACGGACCGGGGUAUAUCAAAACCGCGGACUUUAAGCGCAAAGUCGAGCGCGAAGAAGACCGGGUUGCGCGCGGGGAGAUUGGGCGGUCUGCUGGCGGAUUGUUACCGGUGGAAGUGGAGGAGCAGAGGAAGAGACGGCCGCUUUGUAUGGAGGAUUUGAGAUUGGCGGUGCAGCUUGGAGAUAGUUAUUUGGGGCAGGUGCCGUUGAUUAUGGGCGGGAUUACGAAUGCACGGUUUUUGGAUACUCCGGGGAUUGAGGGGUUGAAUUUGGAGGAGAAGGGUAUUGCGAAGGUUGCGGCUGUGGUUAAUGGUGUCGGCACUGCCGCUGCCACGAAUGGCAUUCUGAAUCCGAGGAACGGGGCUCAACUAAACGGCACGAGUUCCCUGACAAAUGGCUUCCACGUCGACCUCGGAGACCCCAUGGUCCUCGAUGACGACUGGUCCUGGCAAGGUGGAAGCGUGCAAGAUAUCGAUGGUUUGGAUGGCGUUCUCGACGGCUGUCUAGCUGUCGCGGUAUAACUCCCUUACAAACACAUCUGACUUUCUUAGCACUACGGCGUACAGUUGGUUGGUCUUGCAUUGGGAAGCUGCGUUGCAGGCGGCGUUUUCUCUUAUACUCUCUUUGAUAUUGUGGCGUUUUGGUGCGUCGCUGGAUGUACUAAGCGUGCUACGGCAUAUGGAUUCUGGAAAGAUACCCUGGGGGUCAGUUCGAGUUCUUGGGUCUUCAUGUUUUAUGUAAAUGCUGUCAGGGAUCGGAGAGCGUGUGAGGCGAGUCCUAGAUGUAUAUUAGAGCGAGCACAUGGC
Molecule: messenger RNA, 1778 nt
Organism: Lindgomyces ingoldianus
Lineage: Eukaryota; Fungi; Ascomycota; Dothideomycetes; Pleosporales; Lindgomycetaceae
Exons: 4
Coding region: 159-1493 (444 amino acids)
Biological process (GO): regulation of transcription by RNA polymerase II
Cellular component (GO): SAGA complex
Molecular function (GO): transcription coactivator activity
Source: RefSeq, a predicted model, not a curated record